UGUCAUGUGACUGGCUCAACAAGGAGGGGGUGCACGGAGAAAACUUCAAGAAUCCCUGUGAAAUAAUCACUUGGACCUUAUUCACUAUCUACUUUCCGUCUGCAUAGCAAAACCUUGAUGUAAUGUUGAAACUUACAAUCAUUAGUUUCAUGUUUUGUUUUGUGCCCUCCUAUCAACAAUUCCCCCGUCUCUGUGCCACCCGGGAAGCCUUACGCAUAAAGGAAUGCUGCCCGUCCUGGGAAGGGGACGGUUCGCCCUGCGGAGCCAGCUCUGGUCGGGGCUUCUGCCAGGAUGUGGAGGUGCCGGACCAGCCCGACGGGCCGCAGUACCCCUUCUCCGGGUUGGACGACAGGGAGAAGUGGCCCUUGGUUUUUUACAACCGGACUUGCCAGUGCGCAGGGAACUUCAUGGGUUUCAACUGCGCGGACUGUAAGUUUGGCUACUUUGGGGUAAACUGCAAUGACAGGAGAGAGUCUCUCAGGAGGAACAUAUUUCACCUGUCCCGGGCAGAGAGGAUCAGACUAAUGUCUUACCUGAACUUGGCCAAGCAGACGAUCAGCAGGGACUAUGUUGUGGCUACCGGGACCUACCAGGAAAUGGAAAACGGCUCCAAUCCGAUGUUCGCUGAUGUGUCUUUGUAUGAUGUGUUUGUGUGGAUGCAUUAUUAUGUGUCCCGGAACGCGCUGCUAGGCGGGCCGGGGAAUGUGUGGACCGAUGUGGACUUUGCCCACUGGGCGCCUGCGUUUCUGCCGUGGCACCGCUUAUACCUGCUGCACUGGGAGCAUGAGAUCAGGAAGCUGACCGGAGACAUGGACUUCACCAUCCCGUACUGGGACUGGAGGGACGCCCAGGGAUGUGACGUGUGCACGGACGAACUGAUGGGGGCCCGGAGCUCCCAGGAUCCCAGUCUUCUCAGCCCAGGCUCGGUCUUCUCUUCUUGGAAGGUACUGUGCUCUCAAGCACAGAACUACAAUGACAGGGGUGUGUUAUGUGAUGCUGUGGAAGAAGGCCCAUUGCGUCGUAACCCUGGAAACCACAACCGUAAUGUGGUUGAACGAUUACCAACUUCCGCAGAUGUGGAAUUCACUCUCAGUCUGACCAACUAUGACACCGGAGCCAUGGACCGUGGUGCCAACAUGAGCUUCAGGAACACUCUGGAAGGAUUUGGGGAUCCUCAGACUGGGUUAGGAAACAGUUCUCGUAUGGGCAUGCAUGCUGCUCUCCAUGUGUUCAUGAACGGAUCUAUGUCCUCAGUGCAGGGCUCAGCAAAUGACCCCAUAUUCCUUCUCCACCACGCUUUUGUCGACAGCAUUUAUGAGCAGUGGCUCAGGAGGCAUGAACCAUCUCCAUCACAAUAUCCAGAAUCGGAUGCUCCUAUCGGGCACAACAGCGAGUACCACAUGGUGCCCUUCCUGCCCCUCUACAGAAACAGAGAAUUCUUCAUCUCCAGCAAGGACCUGGGAUAUGAAUAUUCGUAUCUGCUAAAUGCUAACCAGAGACUAGCAGAAUCCAUGCGUCCUUACCUGGAGGAACUGCAGGAUGUGUGGCCCUGGCUGCUGCUUGCAGGGCUCUGUGGAGGAAUUGUAGCAGUGACCAUAGCUGCUGCCAUCCUAACAGCAAAACGGCGAUGUGGAAGGUCGCCUUGGCUGCACAUGAGCAAAUGGAAAAACGCAUUUGCUCUCUCAGAAAAACAGCCACUUAUACGGAGCAGUGACACAGAGGAAACCAAACAUCGCAACUACCAAACAACUAUCUGAAGGCCCAGCCAGCCCUGUGCAGUGAUGCAUGCA
Sander lucioperca (pikeperch) is the source of this 1790-nucleotide messenger RNA. Its product is annotated as tyrosinase-like. Gene Ontology annotation, biological process: pigmentation; melanin biosynthetic process. The transcript has 5 exons. The record is from RefSeq and is a predicted model, not a curated record. Gene Ontology annotation, molecular function: tyrosinase activity. Bases 123 to 1757 code for a protein of 544 amino acids. NCBI's taxonomy places the organism in Eukaryota, Metazoa, Chordata, Actinopteri, Perciformes, Percidae.